This is a messenger RNA of Cricetulus griseus (Chinese hamster), 622 nucleotides long. The record is from RefSeq and is a predicted model, not a curated record. NCBI's taxonomy places the organism in Eukaryota, Metazoa, Chordata, Mammalia, Rodentia, Cricetidae.
AUGGAGCAGGCAAUGCUGCAGACUCUUGUUCUGUUGGCACUGGGAAUGCACUACCCAUGUGUCUCAGGUUUCCCGGUGUACGACUUCGACCCUUCCUCCUUGCAGGAAGCCCUCAAGGCCUCGGUGGCAAAGGUGAACUCCCAAUCCCUGAGUCCUUACCUGUUUCAGGCCACCCGGAACUCCUUAAAGAGAGUCAAUGUCCUGGAUGAAGACACCUUGGUCAUGAACUUGGAGUUCAGUGUUCAGGAAACCACAUGUCUAAGAGAUUCUGGUGAUACCUCCUCUUGUACAUUCCAAAGGGGCUACUAUGUGCCAACAGCUGCUUGCAGGAGCACCGUGCAGAUGUCCAAGGGACAGGUACAGGAUGUAUGGGCUCACUGCCGCUGGGCCUCCACAUCUGAGUCCAACAGCAGUGAAGAGAUGAUUUUUGGGGACAUGCCAAGAUCCUAUAGACGGAGAAACGAUUAUCUGCUUGGUUUUCUUUCUGAUGAAUCUAGAAGAGAACGAUUCCAGGAGCGCUCACUUGAGACAGUGAGAAGGGGGCAUCCUCCUGCACAUAGAAGGUUCCAGAACCUUCAACACAGAGCAAGAAUAAAUUCUGGCUUUGAGUGACAUCCUGGAG